GUUUGCUCGCUUCUUCCCGCAACAAUUUUAAAAUUCACUACUAAAGACCGCCGGUUCCGGUGUCGAACCGGCAGUUAUUCAAUGGUUUUUAACGGUUUUGAACCACCGGUUUCCGAUGAUUUUUUACUGUACCAGCUCGAUUUCACGGUUUUUCGGCGGUUUUUCGCAGCGCCCAGAACCUGGGGUUCCGGCACGGUUUCGAUUCUGGAAUUUUGGAACCUAAACCAAAGUGGCGGUUUCGGUUCUAUUUAAAUUUCAAAGUUCUGGUUCGUAACAGUAAACCUUGGGCAUCUCUACCGACAGGUAAGUAGGCCCGAAACCAUAAUUUCCGAUUCAAAACCACAAUUAACUGGUGGAACCGCCGGUUUCAAUUCGUAACGAGAUUUAACCAUAGCCAGCCUAGAUAAAUCGGGAUCCCAUUUACAACAGAACCGUAAGAGUCCGAUUUUGGAACCGACGGUUAACCAGCGAUCUAGUUAAAACUGGACACGUCUACCCCAAUGCAUCAAAAAGGUCUGCUGGAGUCUUAUAUUCCACCAAUUCCCAUCGUAGAAAACAUCAUCAUAAUUCAUAAAUAACUAGCAACAUCAAAACCUCGGCAGAAACAAACACUCCAAAUCCAGAAAAAAAUGCAACACCAAAGAGAAGCUCAUGUCUUCAUAUUCCCCUUACCUCUGCAAGGACCAGUGAACUGUAUGCUCAAACUCGCCGAGAUUCUCUCAAUCAACCAAAUCAAAGUCACAUUCCUCAACACAGAUUACAUCCACCAACGCCUCAUCACCCACACCGAUGCUUCCAUUCGCUUCCAGAGCUAUCCAAACUUCCAAUUCCUGACCGUCCCCGACGGCCUGCCCGAGGAGAAUCCUCGGACCGGCGCUGAGAUUGGGAAUCUUCUAGAAUCCAUGGACGUUUCCGCUGUUCCGAUAUUCCGGGAGAUGCUGCUGACGGCGGAAACCCCCGUGACUUGCUUGAUUGCUGAUGGAAUCUUCACUUUCGCCACCGAUGUAGCGGCCGAGAUCGGAGCUCCGCUUCUGUAUUUCGACACCGUUAGUCCUUGUGGAUUUUGGACGUAUCUCUUGUUGCCUAAGCUCAUUGAAGCAGGGGAGGUUCCUUUCAAAGAUGACAACUUAGAUGAGAUGAUAAAGAACGCACCCGGCAUGGAAGGCAUCAUCCGCCGGCGCGAUCUUCCGAGCUUCUACCGCACCAACGAUCUCAAUGAUCGGAUAAUCCAGCUAGUCUUGCGCGAGGACGAGCACAUCCCUCUCGCGCAAGGCCUCAUCUUCAACACAUUCCACCACCUCGAGGCUCCGAUCCUCGCUCAACUCCGCACCGUCUGCCCCAACAUCUACGCCCUCGGCCCGCUCCACGCCCACCUCAAGGCCCGGAUGGCGAGCCGGGAGGCUCGCUCCACAACCUCCAACAGCAUCUGGGAAGAAGACAGGAGCUGCAUUUCUUGGCUAGACAGACAGCCCUCCAAAUCUGUUGUCUAUGUCAGCAUUGGUAGUCUUGCUGUCAUGACAAAGGACCAAAUGUGUGAGAUAUGGCAUGGGUUGGUGAAUAGUGGGGUUAGGUUCUUGUGGAUCCGGAGGCCCGGCUCGGUCACCGGGUAUUCGGAUGAGACCGGGAUUGAUCAGGAGUUGACUCGGGGGACGGAGGAGAGAGGUUGCAUAGUGAGGUGGGCCCCACAGGAGGAGGUGCUGGCGCAUCCGGCCGUGGGUGGGUUUCUGACGCACAGUGGGUGGAACUCGACUCUCGAGAGCAUGGUCGAGGGGAAGCCUAUGAUUUGUUGGCCGUUUUUCGUUGACCAGCAAGUCAACAGUAGGUACGUGGAGGCGGUGUGGAAGGUUGGUUUGGAUAUGAAGGAUAGUUGCGAUAAAGUUGUCGUGGAGAAGAUGGUGAGAGAGGUUAUGGAGUCGAGGAAGGAUGAGUUCUUGAAGGGGGCGGAGGAGGUGGCGGAAUCAGCCAGGGCUGCCGUGAGCCCUGGUGGCUCCUCGUUUGUGGAUAUGGAUCGUCUUAUUGAGGAAAUUAAGACGAUGAAGAUAGCAAUAAAAUAGAGACAAUGAUGUUUGUUGUUCGAGUUUGUUGAUGUUAUAAUAACACAUAGAUGGUACUUUUGCCAUGUAUGGUUGAUUGAUUAUUUAAGAAAAUAACACGUUCAUGUUUUA
Molecule: messenger RNA, 2165 nt
Organism: Salvia splendens (bonfire salvia)
Lineage: Eukaryota; Viridiplantae; Streptophyta; Magnoliopsida; Lamiales; Lamiaceae
Product: 7-deoxyloganetic acid glucosyltransferase
Exons: 2
Coding region: 630-2054 (474 amino acids)
Molecular function (GO): quercetin 3-O-glucosyltransferase activity; quercetin 7-O-glucosyltransferase activity
Source: RefSeq, a predicted model, not a curated record